Phyllotreta striolata is the source of this 526-nucleotide messenger RNA. Lineage: Eukaryota; Metazoa; Arthropoda; Insecta; Coleoptera; Chrysomelidae. The record is from the annotation of a GenBank genome assembly.
AUUGUCGUCAAUUUUGUUUUGGCCUGAAAAGAAUAUAAUCACAACACGCAAUUUGUUCAUAAGUUUAAAAAGGCAAUAGAAAUUAAUAGAAUAUAAUUGAUAAAUAAAAGACAUGGGUGCAUCUGAAGACGAUCCGUACGCAGCAGCUGCAAAAGGUAAAUUGAAACUCAAAAGUGAUACGACGAUCAAGAAAAAGAAAAAAAAGAAGGACAAGAUUACAGUGGAUCAAGUAUCUAAAACUCUGGAAACUCAGGAAAAAGUGGAACAACCCAAACCUCAGCGAAACAAAACUAAAGCAGAAUUAGCGUUCCUACAGCAGCAAGAGAAGAUGAAAAUGAAGAGAAUUCUAGAGAAAGCAUCGCAAACUCACAAAGAGAGAGUAGAGAAGUUCAAUCAACAUCUAGACAGUCUUACCGAGCACUUUGAUAUACCUAAAGUAUCGUGGACAAAAUAACUUUUAACACUUGUUUUAGAAUACAGAUUAAGUUGUAAAUUACGGAUUUAUUAUAUUUAUAAUUUUUAUUUA